CAAAAAUGCACAGACUGAAUAUUCUUAUACGACUUUCCACUCUAUCCGAUUCUCUUUAUUGAUUCCUUUAGCCCGUAGUAUACAUUCGGUGUGCAUGAAAUGACAAGCAAAGCGAAAACGCCAAAGACGAAGGAAGGUGCCUCUGAGGACGCACCCUUGAAGAAGAGGCCAUUCAAACGCCAUGGACGUUUGUAUGCGAAGGCGAUCUUCACAGGAUAUAAACGUGGAUUGCGUAAUCAACAUGAACACACUGCUUUGCUGAAGAUUGAAGGAGCCGGUACAAAGCAGGACUCCAAUUUUUACGUAGGAAAGCGGUGUGUCUAUGUGUACAAGGCCAAGAACAAGACUCCUGUACCAGAAAAAACGACGAGAAAAACUAAAGUUAGAGCUAUUUGGGGCAAAGUGACUCGUCCUCAUGGAGCAAGUGGAUCAGUACGUGCAAAAUUCAAGAGGAAUUUACCAGCCAAAGCUAUGGGCCACCGUAUCAGAAUUAUGCUGUAUCCUAGUCGGAUCUAAAUAUUCCUCUUGUAUAAUUUAAGCGAAUAAAUGCCAUUUUGGUAAA
Messenger RNA from Odontomachus brunneus, 562 nucleotides. RefSeq names its product 60S ribosomal protein L35a (gene RpL35A). Gene Ontology annotation, molecular function: structural constituent of ribosome. Gene Ontology annotation, cellular component: ribosome; cytosolic large ribosomal subunit. NCBI's taxonomy places the organism in Eukaryota, Metazoa, Arthropoda, Insecta, Hymenoptera, Formicidae. Bases 100 to 516 code for a protein of 138 amino acids. The transcript has 4 exons. Gene Ontology annotation, biological process: ribosomal large subunit biogenesis; cytoplasmic translation. The record is from RefSeq and is a predicted model, not a curated record.